Medicago truncatula (barrel medic) is the source of this 948-nucleotide messenger RNA. RefSeq lists its product as uncharacterized. The record is from RefSeq and is a predicted model, not a curated record. The transcript has a single exon. NCBI's taxonomy places the organism in Eukaryota, Viridiplantae, Streptophyta, Magnoliopsida, Fabales, Fabaceae. Bases 1 to 948 code for a protein of 315 amino acids.
AUGGAGAAAGAACAUGUAAUAGAGGAUGAGUAUUUGACAGAUGAACUUGAUAGUGCCUCAGAUAACAGUAGUGACAGUGAAGGUAGGCCAGCAAUAGUCAGGUUUAGGGAAGAUGAGGAAAUGACUAAGAAUUUUAAAUUCAAGGUAGGAAUGGAAUUUUCAUCAUUGAAGCAGUUCAAAAGUGCAAUACUUGAUCAUAAUGUUUUGAACGGGAAGGAAGUAAGAUUCAAAAAGAAUGAUGCUAGAAGAUGUAGGGUUGUAUGCAAAAAAAAGGAUAAGUGUAAGUACCUUGUCUUGUGUAGUAGAGUUGUAAGGACAACUACUUUUAGGAUUAAGACUCUAUUCCCUAAGCAUAAAUGUGGAUGGGCAUUUUGGAAUAAGAAUGCGAAGGCAGACUUGGUUGCUAAAAGGGUUUUCGACAGAAUGAAGAAUAAUAAAAUGCAGAUCAAUGAUGUUGUAGAUGAUAUAAAGCAGAGGUUUUCAGUUGAAAUCCCGGGAACAAGAGCAUUUAAGGCUAGAAAGCUUGCUAGGCAAUUAAUUGAGGGAGACUCUAGCAAGCAAUACUUUUUGUUAUGGUCAUAUAGUGCUGAGAUUAAGAGGGCAUCCAAAGGAAAUAAUUUUAAGUUGGACAUAGAAACCUCUGGUCCUGGAUUACAACCAAGAUUUGGAAGAUACUAUAUUUGUUUUGAUGGUUGCAAAAAGGCCAUUAACAAUGCUUGCAGACCUUUUAUAGGAUUGGAUGGAUGCCAUUUGAAGAAUCAAUACGGAGGCAUAUUGUUGAUUGUUGUAGGCAAAUAUCCUAAUGAUCAGUACCUACCUUUAGCAUUUGGUGUUGUUGAAACAGAAUCUAAGGAUUCAUGGAGCUGGUUCAUGACUCUACUGAUGCAGGACAUUGGGGAAAAAAUAUGGUGUUUUAUAUCAGAUCAACAGAAGGUAUACAUUAUUUAA